AUGGCUGGAGUCCGUGGGGCUAUUCAGGAACUGAAAGUUCAGCAGGACAGCGUUCAAUCAAAUAUUGAAAAAAUCGAAUCUGAUAUCAAGAUGGUUCAAAAUAAAAACUAUGAACUAGAGCAAACUAAACUCUCAUUAAGGCAUCAAGAGAUCCUUCUCAGGCAGAAGAUCGAGAAAACCGAACAGCAAGUGAAAGCCAAGUUAGACAAGAUUCGGAAACUUCAGGCGGAUUUCCCUGGUGUUCACGAAUCCACAGAAAAUCUCAAUGAUGCAUACGAUAGACACGAUAAACUGCUUGACGAACUGAAAGAGGCACGAGAUUUGGCUAACAGAAAUGAUAUGAUGUAUGAGGAAGUGAAAAAACGCCUUUUGAACAUGGAGCAGAGUCGGCAUAGAAUGGAACAAAGAGCGGCUGAAAAAGAGGCUGAAGCCUUGCGCUUGGAGCAGGGCUUUAAUGAUGUCAAUUCACAAGUUGAAGUUUUCAUGUCAAAAGAUUUGGAGGUUUGUCAUCACCAGUAUGCACAUCAAUUACUCUUCCUAACUGCACUCUAA
Molecule: messenger RNA, 552 nt
Organism: Rodentolepis nana
Lineage: Eukaryota; Metazoa; Platyhelminthes; Cestoda; Cyclophyllidea; Hymenolepididae
Source: the annotation of a GenBank genome assembly